AAAUUAGCCGGGCGUGGUGGUGGGCACGUGUAGUCCCAGCUACUUGGGAGGCUGAGGCAGGAGAACGGCGUGAACCUGGGAGGUGGAGCUUGUAGUGAGCUGAGAUUGCACCACUGCACUGCAGCCUGGGGGACAGAGCGAGACUCCGUCUCUAAAUAAAUAAAUAAUAAAUGAAAAAAAAAAAAAGAAAGCAUCUGUCCCUCAUCAUGUCAAUGGUCUGUAGCAGUCAGAUGUGUUUCUGGACAUCUCUGUGCUGUGAAAGAGCAGGUGAAUGGGAGGCUGGGGCUACCACACAUGCCUGGUUUCAGCUUAUCAGGGCUGAUUUAUGGCCAAGCACUCACUGUUCUUUGGGGGAAGAGAGUCCUUAUAUUUGAUACUUAAGCAGAGACCCAGUGACCUUGUUUGUUUGUUUGUUUGUGACAGUCUUGCUCUGUCACCCAUGCUGAAGUGCAGUGGUGCAAUAUUGGCUCACUGCAACCUCCGCCUCCCAGGUUCAAGUGAUUCUCCUUCCUCAGCCUCCCGAGUAGCUGGGAUUACAGGCACCCACCAUCAUGCCCAGCUAAUUUUUGUAUUUUUAGUAGAGAUGGGGUUUCACUAUGUUGGCCAGACUGGUCUCGAACUCCUGAACUCAAAUGAUCCACCUGCCUCGGCCUCCCAAAGUUCUGGUUUACAGGUGUGAGCCACCACACCCAGCCCCAGUGACCUUGUUUUAAGGACAUGACAUGGAAUUCCUGGAACUGGGAUCCAUUUUGAAGAGUCAGUGGUCCUAAGUUGUCAUCAGGCAGGGGACCAGGUUCUGCUCUGUCUGUUGGCCUCUGCUCCAGCCUGUGCAGGCUGUGUGGACGCGUGCCACCUGCAUCAGCGGGCACCUCGCAAGGCUUUGUGGAGCUCCAGUGAGUAGCCCACUUACAUGUGUCCAUCUGGCUUGGACUUUCUGUACUUAGUCCCAUGGCUGUGCUCCUGCAGGGCCAGGCAGAUGAUGGCAGCCGAUAAUGUGCAUCUCAAAGGGACGACCACCCGAGGAAGGAUCCACAGGAAAUGUCGCAGGGGGUGGGUCGUGCCACAGCCCCUGGAAACGAGCCAGGAUGUUGCCCUUGAUCUUGCCUGCAUUCUGGCUUUGCACAUUGAGGGAGCUGCUUCGGCCCUUCCCUUGGUCUCUGGCUGUUUGAGCUUUAUAUAGAGAGCCGAGUAGGAGUCAACUCUUUGGGGCUGUCUCUUGUGAAGUCCUUCUUACCACACGCCAUGCUUUUCUGGGCAGUGCAGCUGCAUCUUUCACACAUGGCUAUUCUUUUAGCAGUUUCUUACCCUGUGCAGUUUAAAAACAAACAUCUUACCUAACCCGGAGUGCUUUCUACAUGCCCAUGACACCUUUCUCCUUACAGAGGAUGAAGAACCACGGAAAAACUUGGGGCUCCGAUAUUGCGAACUCCCUAAAUUCUCCCACCUCCUUUCCCACAUAACCUGAUGCUCAGCCUACUGCUGACAAGCGUCAGCCCAGCGGAGGCCCGUCUGCUCUGCCUUCGUCAUUUCUAGUCCCCUUCGGUUAUGUUUCGUGUUCCUCAUUCUCACAAGAAAGAAUCCCUUCCCUUCUGCAGAUGGACGGCCCGUCUAUAGGCUGGUGCCAUCCUUCGAGGUCAGCUGGUGAUACACACUGAGAGGGAACCUAGGUCCAGAAUGUGCUUGUCAGGAAGGGUGUGCAGCCCAGGGUUCUCUCCAUGUUCACUGACUCUUUCCUUUGUCAUCUUCAUUCUGCCGUUGAGCCUAUCUAGUGGGUUUUUACAAUUUCAGUUACUGUAUGUUUAGUUCGAAGUUUUCCAUUUGCUUCUCCUUUAUACCUUCUGUUUCUUUCCUGAGACUUUUCAUCAUUCCCUUUAUGUUAAGAAUACCCCUCCUUACUUCUUGGAGUGUUUUUUAUAAUAGCUGCUAUGGAGUCUGUCAGCUAAUUCCAAUGUCUCUGUUAGCUCAGAUAAGCUGUUGCUCAUCUUUUCCCAUGCGAGUUGAGUAUAUUCACCUUCUUUGUAUGCUAAGUGGUUCUGGAUUGGUCCUGAACAUUCUGAAUAUUACGUUAGGAAGCUGUGGUUCCUGAUUCAGUCCUCUGGAGAGUUGUUGGUAGCUUGGUUUUGGCAGGCACUCCACCAGCUUGGGUUCAGGUUCUCAGUCCCUACCAUUCUGCUGUGGGUUUUGGUGCCGUUUUCCAAGCCUUUGCCCACUCUUCAGAUCUGUCCACUAUGUAGCACUCCAUGGCCUGUGUGGGCCCCGGGCAUGCUCCGUCCUGACCUUCAGUGCUCAGGGUCUGUGCUUGAGGGCUUUGUUUACUUAUGCCUCGCUCAGGGCUGAGCCCAGGAGCUCGUAACAACUUGAUGGGGUUGUUUUCCCGAGCUCCUCCCUCUCUGCAAUCUCUCGAGCACUUUCCGGUUUCCUGGGCCUCCUAUCUUUACCCCUUCAGCCAGGAGGCAGGGCUUCAGUUAUCAGCUCUGCCACGCUUCUCCCGUGACUGAGCUUACUUUUGUGGCCAAGCAAGAAGAGGACGCAGAGAAAAAAAGCCAGGGGGUUUUUCACCCUCUUUGGACCACCGUUCCUCCAGCUGGAAAGGAAGGUUCCCUCAGAGCUUCAGACACCUGCAGGCUGACCCCUCUGCUGGCACUGUCACUGUUGCCACCACUGCCGCUGUGGAAUUUCCUGGGGACCAGGGCACCAGAGAGACAGGGAGAAAGGAAAAAACCCAGGGAUCUGGCCCACUGUCUCAGAACCAGGUGACCCCUUUCCUGUUACUAGGUGCUUCUCCUGGAGCCCCUGGGCACACUCUUGCUCGCCUCUGGAUAUCGAGUUGUAUUUAGUCCAGGCUGGGGAUACCAGGGUCAGGGACAUGGCAAACUCACUGCAACCUUGGUGGCACUUCAAAUUCUGGUCUUCAACCCCCUUCUACCUGCUACUGGUCAAUUCUCAGAGGCCUCAGUAGCUCCUUUGUGUGCCUGUCUAGCCUUUUAGCCACGUUCAGUGGGCAGGGAAGGGUGGCGGGGGUGGUGCUUACUCCCUGUGGAGUAACCAUAAGGAAACCAGAACCAUAAGGAAAUGAGAAGAUGUGUUUUAAAGGCCUUAAACAGAAACGUCUGGAUUACAAACAGAAAUGAGGAAGUCAGGAAUAAAGUAAAGGGUGAAUGAUUAGGUGAGAGUGAGCAGAAGCGCCUGAUAUGCAGGAUCCUGUGGGCCUCUGGAGCCCACCCCCUAACUCCCUCACCCAUCUUUCCAUGUGCACCUUGCAGAGGGAGGAGGGAAGCCCUCUGCACCCACCCCGCCUUCCAGGUUGAGACAAAGGCUUCGACCGUCAGCACGCGAGCCUAUCCUUUCCACGGGGAGUGUCAGAAAGGUAUCGAUGGAGACAUGGAAAGGGGUUUCUAAGAGUCAGGAGUCUUUAAUCCAUGAUAUCAAGUGUCUGUAUCCAGGUAGUCACCCAUGUGCAGAGCCUCAUGCUGCACGAUUGGAUCUGGGCUUGAUAAAGAAUUUAGUGUCUCAAAGCAGAUCUCUCUCUCUCUCUCCUUCUUUCUCUCACUCUCACCCUCUCCCCCCUUUUUUUCUCAAAAAACAAACCUUUUAUUGCAAGAAUGAUUCUGGCUUUGUUAAAAGACUUUCUCAAGCUGGAUGUGGUGGCUCACCCCUAUCAUCCCAGCACUUUGGGAGGCUGAGGUGGGAGAGUUGCUUGAGUCCAGGAGUUCAAGGCUGCAGCGAGCCAAGGUUGUGCCACUGCACCUUAGCUUGGGUGACAGAACGAGACUGUGUCUCUAAAUUAUACUAAUGAUGAUAAUAAUACUAAGCAAAUAUUGUUAAACAUGUAUCAACCAGAUAAGGGAGGAUUUCAGAAGACCACAAAUGACCUGUAGAAAACAGUAGAACACAAUAACAAUCUUCCGAUUUCUCCGCAUUGAGGGGCAGGUUUUGGGUUGGCCACAGCCCAGAGGGAGGUGGGUAGUGUGGGGGAAAUUAAGAAAGCCUCAGCAAAGGUGCAGGGUGUGUGUGAGAGGGAGAGGAAGGGAAUAGCGGCCUGAUUAGGGCAGAAGUUCUUUCUUGAAGACACCAACACCGAGUGCUUCUGUGAGGUUGCUUUGCACGGUGGCCAUGUCCCCUCUGUCUUUGCUCCCUGCCGAACUGCGUGGGCAGCUACAAGCAGCUCCAGAUUGCAGAGCGCCUUGGGCCCCAGCCAGAGAUGGCAGGUGUCACAGGUAGGCAGGGACAGACACUAGUGGCUCUUGAGCAGGAGGCUCACUGUGGCCCGCCAGGCCAUCCCUGGAUCCAGGAGGAUUUGCCCAGUCUUUCCUCCCAUAGAGGCAUGGAUGUCCUCAGUGCACAGCUGUUAGCUUUAGCCCUUCAUGGGGCCAGCGGGAGCUGAGCACCAAAUCCAAAGACGAUGGAGGUUGGUUCCGUUCCACCCUCACCUACCUUGGGUUCUGAUAUGGUUUGGAUCUGCGUCCCCACCAAAUCUCCUGUCGAAUUGUAAUCUCCAGUGUUGGAGGUGGGAGGUGAUCGGAUCAUGGGGGCGAAAUUCUCAUGAAUGGUUUAGCGCCAUGCCCCUUGGCACUGUCCUUGAGAUAGUGAGUUCUCAUGAGAUCUGGUUGUUUAAAAGCGUGUGGCACCUCCCCUCAUUCUCUCUCUUGCUCCAGCUCCUGCCACGUAGGACGUGGCUGCUCCCUCUUCACCUUCUGCUGUGUUCAUACGUUUCCUGAGGCAUCCCCAGAAGUCAAGCAGAUGCCAGCAUCAUGCUUCCUGCCCAGCCUGUAGAUCCAAUUGAAACUUUUGGUUUUAUUCUUUAUAAAUUACCCAGUCUCGGGUAUUUCUUUAUAGCAGUGCAAGAAUGGCCUCAUUCACAUUCAUAAGGCCCGAGUCCUGCAUCUCUUAGGGAGCCACUCCCUGUCCAGUAAUUAAGUGCGGCUGUCUCCAUGCCAAGGGGUUGGGGCAAUAUUCGUUUAUUUUGCCAAAUUACUUAAGAGUGGAAGACCAAGUCGGUCUCUGUCCGAAUUGAAUUCAGCUGUCCCGGAGUCAGCCGCUAUGUCCUUUUGUGAAAGAAGUACAGCCUGUCACCCAGGGAGGGCGUGCCUUACGGUGGGUUCUAACACGCAGUUGCAGUGGAACCAACUCAGUCAAUGGUGAUCGCUGAUGGUAAACAACCCCUCACCCUGCGCUGUCUCUGUGCCUGAAACUCGAGGGCCCAGCCCUCGACUCAGGAAUUACCUAGGACCAAUUAAACAAUGACUAAAGGGCAAAGUGUAAAUCCAGGUGCUUGUGUGAGGUGACUUGAGUUGGGACUUAGGACAACUUCUGAAAAAACAAGAAAUUUCAAAGACUCCUACUCUGGAGGAGCUGUUGAUUGAUAUUUAUUUAUUUAUUUAUUUAUUUAUUUAUUUAUUUUUUGAGACGGACUCUUGUUCUGUCACCCAGACUGGAGUGCAGUGGCGCAAUCUCGGCUCACUGCAACCUCCACCUCCCGAGUUCAAGCCAUUCUCCUGCCUCAGCCUUGGGAGGCUAAUUUUUGUAUUUUUAGUAGAGACAGGGUUUCACCGUGUUGGCCAGGCUGGUCUCGAACUCCUGACCUCAAGUGAUCCCCCUGCCUCGGCUUCCCAAAGUGCUAGGAUUACAGACGUGAGCCGCUGUGCCCAGCCGAGCUGUUGAUUUAUAACCAUGGUGUUUCUUUUCUUCCCUCCCUGAUCCCCUGGGGGCUGACUCACCGCUUGUUUUCCGCAGUGUGGUAGAGUUGGGUUUGUUGUGGAGCCUUGGGCAUUGUUGCUGAGUCAAGGAAGGCAGAAACAGUAGAUUGUGUGCUCUGUGCUGUGAGGAAUGUAUCCCCUGCACUGCCUGCCUUGUGCCCAGCACUUAGCACAGAGCCUGCCCUUCACAGGCGUUUACAAAUGGACCCAGUGGGCCAGGUGCACUGGUUCAUGCCUGUAAUCCCAGCACUUCAGGGAGCCAAGGCGGCAGGAUCACUUGAGCCCCAGGUAUUUGAGACCAGCCUGGGUAACACAGUAAGAUCUCAUCACUACAAAAAUGUGUUAAAAAAUUAGCCAGGCAUGGUGGUGCAGCUACUUGGGAGGCUGAGGUGGGAGGAUCACUUGAACCUAGGAAUUUGAGGUUAACAUUGAGCUAUGAUUGCACCACUGCACUUCAGCCUGGGCGACAGAGUGAGACCCUGUCUUAAAAAAAAAAAAGGAAAAGAAAAAAGAAAGGACCCAGUUGAAGCCAUAGUUUUGUGAGGUCGUCUUCGUGGAGAACUUAAUGCGUUUUAUUCUCCCACUGGGUUGGGGAACCAGCAGAUGGCCCCUUCUCUCUUUUUUUCUGUGAACUGUGAACCAAAUUUAGAUGUUUUCCUCUUCCCGGAGGUCAUAAAAUAGGACCUAUCUUUGGAUAUAGCCAUUAUGACAGUUUUAGGGGAGAACUGCAUUAAGCUUUAUAAAAUGUUAUCUCAGAAGAGAAAUGGCAAGAAACCCUAGAGGUCCAAUGGCCUCUCCCUGUUAAUAACCUGUUAACAAGCAGACAUCCCCAUUCCCCUUCCCGCUUCCCUCAAAAGGAGACCCCAGAGAACUGUUCCGGUUGGUGGUGGCUCCGCCUUGCUCGAACUCCUCUGCAGGCUCAGCUUUCCUUCUGAGCCACAUAGAAUCAUACUCUCUACUUCCUCGCAUACAGCGACUCUCACACAUUUAAAGACCACCGUCUUGUCUCUCAUGUUACUUACCCCCAUGGUAAAUUUCAACUUUCUCACCCUUGCUCAUGUGAUAUGAUUAUUAGACUCCCUAACAAUGCUGGCGGGGUUUGUUUGGGAUUUCUUUGGAUGCUCUCCAGAUUCUUGGUAGCUCUCGCCUUUUCCCUAUCAUGUUUUUUUUUUUUUAAGAGACGGGGUCUUGCUGUGUUGCCCAGGCUGGACCCAAACUCCUGGGCUCAAGUGACCCUCCAGCCUCAGCCUCCCAAAGUGCUGGGAUUACAGGCAUGAGCCGUUGUGCCUGGCCUCCUUUCAUGAUUUUUUAAGUCUUGCAAGCACUUAUUAAAUGAAAAUGCCUUUGCAAGGUUGUUAUCCUUUCUAAAACGACGCAUUGGCCAGGCGCAGUGGCUCACGCCUGUAAUCCCAGCACUUUGGGAGGCCAAGGCAGGCAGAUCACGAGGUCAACAGAUCGAGACCGUCCUGGCCAACAUGGUGAAACCCCGUCUCUACUAAAAAUACAAAAAUUAGCCGGGCAUGGUGGCACACGCCUGUAAUCCCAGCUACUCAGGAGGCUGAGGAAGGAGAAUCGCUUGAACCCUGGAGGUGGAGGUUGCAGUGAGCUGAGAUCAUGCCACUGCACUCCAGCCUGGUGACAGAGCGAGCGAGGCUCUGUCUCAAAAAGCAACAACGACAACAAUAACAACAACAAAAAGCUAGCCAGGCCUGGUGUCAGGCGCCUGUAAUCCCAGCUACUCGGGAGGCUGAGGCACCAGAAUCGCUUGAACCUGGGAGGCAGAGGUUCCCAGGUUCCAUUGCAUCGUGCCAUUGCACUCCAGCCUGGGCAAGAAGAGCAAAACCCUGUCUCAAAUCAAUCAGUCAAUCAAUCGAUCAAUCAAUCGAUGCAUCCUAAUGGGUUUCUUUGGGCUUAAGGUUUCAGGAUAACAAUGAGUAUAGAUUCUUGGACGUGGCUAACCACAGUAUUGCUGUGGAAAGUUGAUCAUUUCUCCUGAGGCAUGGAAUUGAACAGAGUGUUCCAGGAGCAGCCUGACCAGCAGAAGCAGAGGCGACGGGAGGAAGUGUGUGGUGUGAUUGGGACCCCAGUGGCUGGACUCUGCAACUGACCUUGCAGACUAUGGCAGGUGUGGAGGAAGGAGCAGUUCAGAUGCAGCCCCUUUGGGUGGAGCUCACCUUUGCUGGCACUAUGCCGUAGGGCCAGGUGAGCUGCUGUGAAGGACUCAUUCUUGGUGGCCGGCGGUUACUGGCAACUUGUGAGCUUGGUGGGCUCCUACUAACGCACCUGGGACACCAGGCUGCUGGGCUCCCCUCCAGGCAGCCUCCCCUCCAGGCAGCCUCACCAGCAGCUCCCCUGAGCCAUGGAGACCCCAGAGGUCCCCGUGGGCUCGCUAAUCGACUUUGGGCCUGAGGCACCCACCUCCUCUCCCCUGGAGGCACCACCCCCUGUGCUGCAGGAUGGCGAUGGCUCCCUGGGGGACGGUGCAUCAGAGAGUGAGACCACUGAGUCUGCGGACAGUGAGAAUGACAUAGGCGAGUCGCCCUCGCACCCGUCCUGGGACCAAGACCGCCGUUCCUCCUCCAACGAGUCCUUCUCCUCCAACCAGAGCACCGAGUCCACCCAGGAUGAAGAGACCCUGGCACUCAGGGACUUCAUGCGUGGCUACGUGGAGAAGAUCUUCUCUGGAGGGGAGGACUUGGAUCAGGAGGAGAAAGCCAAGUUUGGAGAGUACUGCAGCAGUGAAAAUGGAAAAGGCCGGGAGUGGUUUGCUCGAUACGUGAGUGCCCAGCGCUGCAACUCCAAGUGUGUCUCAGAGGCAACCUUCUACCGCCUGGUGCAGUCUUUUGCAGUGGUGCUGUUCGAGUGUCAUCAGAUGGAUGACUUUGGGCCUGCCAAGAACCUCAUGACCAUGUGCUUCACCUACUACCACAUCGGAAAACCACAGCUGCUGCCCCCGGAGUCCCGGGAGAAGCCCGCGGGCAGCAUCGACUCCUACCUGAAAUCCGCAAACAGCUGGCUGGCCGAAAAGAAGGACAUCGCCGAGCGGCUGCUGAAGAACACCUCGGCCAGGACUGAGAAUGUCAAGGGCUUCUUCGGGGGGCUGGAGACCAAGCUGAAGGGGCCCCUGGCCAGGAGGAACGAGGAAGACGAGAACAAACCCCAGGAGAAGCGGCCCAGGGCUGUGACCGUGUACAGCCCCGAGGACGAAAAGAAGGGGGAGAAGAUCUACCUGUACACGCACCUGAAGCAACAGCCCAUCUGGUAAGGCCGAGCCCGUGGCUUCCCGUCACCCUCUUACUGAUGGGGACAGCAGUCACUCCCCGGGAUCACUUCUAGCUGCCUUUGUCCCCAUCAGAAUGGCAGAAUUCUCACACCCACCAGGGGGGCAGAAUAAAAAGAUGAACACUCACAGGCGUUGGUGAGGAUGUGGAGAAACUGGAGAUCUCCUGUAUGGCUAGGAGCAAUGUAAAUGGAGCAGCCGCUGAGAAACAGUCUGGCAGUUCCUUUAAAGGUGAAACACAGAGUCACCCUGUGACCCAGCAGCUCCACUCCUAGGAGUCGCCCAAGAGAAAAACAUGUCCUCACAAAACCUUGUACACAAAUGUCUGUAGCAACGUCGUUUAUUAUGGCCCCGAGGUGGAAACCACCUUCAUGGCUGUCCAGUGAUGAAUGGGUAAACAAAAUGUGGUCCAUCCGUUGCAUGGACUAUUAGCCAGCCAUGAAAAGCAAUGGCAUGCUACUCCACGCUGCAGCGGGGAUAGACCUGGGAAACAUCGUGAAACUCAGUGGAAGAAGCCAGACACAGAAGCCCAAGUAUUGUAUCAUCCCUGUGAAAUGUCCAGAACUGCAGAUUCCUAGAGACACAGCAGAUGACUGAUUGCCCGGGCAGAGGGUGGGGAAUGGGGAGCGGGGCGUGACUGCUGAUGGGGAUGGGGCUUCUUUGUGGGGUGAGAGAAUGUUCUGGAAAUGGUGGUGGCUGCACAACUCUGUGAAUACACUAAAAAUCACUGAAUUGUAUGUUUUAGAGGGUGAAUUUCAUGGCAUGUGAAUUAUAUCCUAAUUAAGCUCUUACUUAUAUAUACGUGAAUGGAGGUCAUGGUUGAAGUGUGAGACCAGUGUUGCAGGGGAAAUCUCGGCCACCCUGGCAUAUGGCCCGGCUCCGCAGAUGAUGGUCGUGCUGCGUUAAUCUCUCUGAAGCCUCUCCUCGACAUAUUUUAGAGUGCUUUGCUAGCACCUGGAAUCAGCGUCAGACAGGCCCUCCCUCCCCUGAAGAUCACAGUUGUCUGUGGUGCAUUUUGCCCGUUAACCAAGCAAGGGUUACUUGAGGAGCUUGGCCAGGGAGUGCUGCCGGGACCCAGAGGGCAGAGGGCAGGGCUGGAGCUGUCAGGAAGGCCCUUGAGGAGGCUGGACCCGGUUCCCAUGGAAGCAGAGGAUGGGGAGAAGCUGGCCCGCUUUGUCCCGCCGUCUGGUGAUUCAGCUCAGCUCCUCUGUCCUUGACUUGGCUGCUGUCUUUUCAUUGUCACUUGGCAAACUUUUCUGUGAAGGGCCAGAUAAUAAAUAUGUUAGACUUUGCGGGCCAGAUGGUCUCUGCUGCAGCCACACCACUAUGCUGUUGUAGCGUGAACACCACCAGAGACAUUGUAUAAAUGGAUGAGCGUGGCUUGUUCCAAUAAAACUUUAUUUACAGAAACAAGCCACUGGCCUGCUUCAGCCUACACACCAUCGUUUGCCAACCCCUGAUGUUCUUUAAGAAGAAUUUUUCUGCUGGGCACAGUGGCUCAUGCCUGUAAUCCCAGCACUUUGGGAGGCCAAAGCGGGUAGAUUACCUGUGGUCAGGAGCUCGAGACCAGCCUGGUCAACAUGGCGAAACUCCCAUCUCUACUAAAAAUACAAAAUAAGCUGGGUGUGGUGGCGCAUGCCUGUAAUCCCAGCUACUCAGGAGGCUGAGGCAGGAGAAUGCUUGAACCUGGGAGGCAGAGGUUGCAGUGAGCCGAGAUUGUGCCAUUGAACUCCAGCCUGGGCAACAAGAGUGAAACUCCAUCUCAAAAAAAUAAAUAAAUAAAUAAAAUAAGAAUGUUUUUUUC
Pan troglodytes (chimpanzee) is the source of this 10780-nucleotide messenger RNA. RefSeq names its product KIAA0513. NCBI's taxonomy places the organism in Eukaryota, Metazoa, Chordata, Mammalia, Primates, Hominidae. The record is from RefSeq and is a predicted model, not a curated record. Bases 8056 to 8961 code for a protein of 301 amino acids. The transcript has 9 exons.